Plasmodium relictum is the source of this 1485-nucleotide messenger RNA. Its product is annotated as conserved Plasmodium protein, unknown function. The record is from RefSeq and is a predicted model, not a curated record. Bases 1 to 1485 code for a protein of 494 amino acids. Lineage: Eukaryota; Apicomplexa; Aconoidasida; Haemosporida; Plasmodiidae. The transcript has a single exon.
AUGCAUAAAAACGAAAACACGAAUUGUCAAUUUUUUCAAAAUGAUAGUGAAAAAAAGAACAUGUGUAAUGAAGAUUAUAAAUUAAAUAAUGAUAUUAUAAAUGAAGAAAACGAAAAUUUAAUAAAAAAUGAAAAUGAAAAAGGAGGAAAUGUUUCUUGUAAGCAUGAAUCUAAAACAGAUAUGGCAAGUAAUAAUAAUUUUGAAGAUAUAUCAAAUGGUCACUUAAGUAAUGAUAAUAUAGAAGAUAAAAUAAUAAAAAAUUAUUUAAAUGAUCAAAUAAAUAGUGUAAAUUCAAAUAUUAAUAAAGAAAAAGAAAGCGAAUCUCAGUAUGUUGAAAAAAUUGGAGACAGUAAUAGUGAUAUAGAUGAUUUACCAUUAUUGAAAACAUAUAAUAAUAAUGAAUUGAGAACUGAUGAUAAAACAAUCAGUAAAAAAUUAAAGAAAAAUGAAGAGAAUAAUGAAGAAGAAGCAAUGAAGAAAAAAGAGUUACUGAUUAAUAAGGAAAACAUAAUGAAUAAUAGAAAAGGAAAUAAUCCGGAAUCUGAAGUAAGCAGUGAUGAUGAAUGUUUACUAAAUCUAAUUAAAAAUGAUAAUAAAUUAGAUAAAAAUACAGAAAAAUUAUCUGAUAAGUCAAGUUAUGAUUCUGAUGAACCCAUCUUAAUUAGAAGUAAAAUGGAAAACGAAAAUAAUAAUAAUAAAAUCAUAUACACUAGUAGUGAAAAUAUAAACGCAAUUAAAAACUCUAAUUUAAAUCAUAGCAAUAAAUUUAUUGAAAAAAAAUUAAAUAAUAAUGUAAAGAAAAUGAAUGCAAAAAAAGCUAGUGUUAGUAAAAGUGGUAUUAGUAAGGGAAAUACUACUAAAAAAAUUAAUUCUGUAUCAAAAAAUAAACCUAAAAAAAUAAAAAAAAAGAAAAUAAAUAAAAAAAAAGGAAAAAUAAAAAAAAAAACUACAGAAAAUAAAUUAGAUAAAGAUUAUAAUGACAAUGACAUUGAAAAUGACUCUAUAGUUAUAGGUACUUUUGAUCCACGUAACCGUUCAAAUAAAGAAAAGUUAGUUGCUCAGUUAUUAAUUAGAUGGUGGUAUGUAUUACCAGAUUGGCCCUUACCUGAUUAUAAUUAUGAAGAAGAAUUAAAAAAAAGAAAAUUAAAGUUAGUUUCAUUAGAAGAAUAUGAAGAUAAAGAAGACAUAGACAAAGAUGGAUUUAGAAAAGUUUAUCAAAUAUCAGCAUUUCCUGGUGUUUUUAGAGACGCACUUGGAACAGCUUAUGAUUUAAGAGAUAAAAAUACAUGCCCAUGUUAUAAUAAUUUAAUAAAAAAAACUGAUCAUGAAUUAUUAGAAUUAAUAUGUGAAGCUAUUAAAAACCAAUUAAAAAGUUUAAAAAAUUCUGUUUACAAUGAAACAUACAAUGAAAAAAGAUUAGAAAAGGAAUUAAAAGAAGCAGAAUUAAAACUAAGUAGAAUUACAAAAAAAAAUAAACAAAAAUAA